Wyeomyia smithii (pitcher-plant mosquito) is the source of this 1827-nucleotide messenger RNA. Its product is annotated as carboxypeptidase B-like. Lineage: Eukaryota; Metazoa; Arthropoda; Insecta; Diptera; Culicidae. Gene Ontology annotation, biological process: proteolysis. Gene Ontology annotation, molecular function: zinc ion binding; metallocarboxypeptidase activity. The transcript has 4 exons. The record is from RefSeq and is a predicted model, not a curated record. The coding region runs from base 366 to 1691 and encodes 441 amino acids.
UUAGCUGCUGCUAGAAGCAAGCCGUUAAUUUACGCCAUCAAUCCAUGUACAAAUUCUUGUAGAUACUUGCCCACAUAAUGCGGGUGGAGUUCAAAAUUGACAAAAUUUUCACCCCUAUCGUCUACAUUACAUUGCAUUUUAUUUAAAUCGUCAUUUUUAGGUUAUAUAGCAAUGUUAGCAGAUCGUUAUCUGUUCCGACCGUGUCAAGCUUUUUGGUUGCUUCGUAAACUCUUUAAACGUCCAACCGGCAUUAUUAUAGUGUGCUUUACACAAACCAUAAACAUCAGAAUAAUAAACCGGUUAUCGCAUCAAUUCUAUACUCGAGUGCCCGUUAUUAACAGUUGGUUGAAAAUAUUCUGUUAGGAAUGUUCAUCUUUUUGAAAGCUUUUCCGUUCUAUUACCUUAUGAUUGCUGCCGUAGCCAGUCUACAGGUGUCUCACGCAGGCUACAAAUUGUACCAUGUUCGACCCGAAACACGUGCCCAACUGGAAUUAAUUGGCGCUCAACAGGAACUCGAUUUUUGGAGUCAACCUCGACUUAGUCGUUGGUCAUCGGUUAUGGUAAGCCCGAACGAAGAGGAUAGUUUUCUUGCAUUCUUGAGACUACACAACAUCACCUAUGAGCUGCUUAAUCACGAUGUACAAAGUCUAAUUCGCAAGGAACGCGUGGAACAACAACAGAAGUUACGCAGAAAAAGGGAUACAAACGGAAGGCAUAAGUCUGUGCAAUUCGAUCAUUUCUGGGAGCUAGAGGAAAUAUACGAGUACCUGGAUUAUUUGGCGAAGCUGUACCCGGACAAGGUGCGUGUGAAAAACUACGGUACAACCUAUGAGGGCCGGCCAAUUAAGGUCAUCACUGUUUCCAACAAAGGCGAGGUUAAACAAAACCGUCCAAUUGUUUUGAUCGACGGAGGAAUCCAUGCUCGUGAGUGGGCGGGUCACAUGUCAGUUGUGUAUCUGAUCCAUCAAUUGGUUGAAAGCUCUUCGGCGAAUACCAACCUGUUAAACAAUACCGAUUGGGUAAUAAUGCCAGUUGCUAACCCAGAUGGGUACGUCUAUACACACCGGACAAAUCGUUUGUGGCGAAAGAACCGAGCUCCGGCGAAUACCCUUUGUCAAGGUGUUGAUCUGAACAGAAAUUUUCCGUUUCGUUGGUCGUUCAACGGUGGGGAAUGCAGUAACGGAUAUGCAGGUUCCACGCCUGCUUCGGAGCUAGAAACGCGCGCUCUUAUGCUACUAAUGGCAAGUUACGCUACAGCUACCAAAGUUUAUCUGGCGGUACACUCAUGCGGUGACUACAUUCUAUACCCGUAUGGGUAUGAUUACGUGCUCGCAGCAAAUGCUGCUGAAUUGCAGGAACUGGGCGAAAAGGCAGCACGUGCUGUCGAAGCAAUUGGCGGACCUAAGUAUGGAGUGGGUAGUGCUUCCUUCCUGGUUUAUCCGGCCAACGGCAGCGACGAUUUUAUGUACGGUAGCGUUGGUGUAAACUUCUCGUUCACGCUGGAGUUAUCUUGUGGUGCCUUUGGCGAUGGGUUUAUAAUUGAUUCAAACGAAACGCAGAAGAUCACGAAAGAAGCGUUCGAAAUGUUUAAAGUGUUUGGAGUGUUUGCGGGAAGCCAAGUUAUCGAAGAUACCAGCUGUAUUUGGUGCGUCCGGAAACACGCGAGCAGCUGGGAAAGUUACGCGAUUUAGCAGAAAAAGAUGAUUAUGACUUUUGGGACAUGCCACGUUUGAAGCGCGAUGCACGAGUAAUGGUCAGCCACUAUGACGAGAGCAGAUUUGAACAGUUCUUAGAACGAAACGACAUACACUAUGAUCUAGUUAUGGA